UUGGGCGCCGGCUGAUUGCAUAAAAUUCCGUGGUGUGCAAAUGGCGAAUUCUUUGGCGAACCCAACGAGGUCAUUGCGUUGUUAAGUUUCUUGUUUUCUCGACUCAGUUCAGCUGCACUGUGAGAGUCUGCAAGUAUAUACUAGGCUAGUAGUAGUCGUCGUAGCAUAUAGCUUGGUGAAACGAGUUAAAACUGAACGAGACCUUCAAAAACAUUCAAACGACGAUGAGGGAUACGGGUUUUGUGCUAAAAUACUUCCUCUGCUGGAGAGAGAAUAACCGCUCAAGGACGAAGCCGCAUUUUUAUCACGGAGGCGUGUCGAUUGCUCGUUCGGCCAAUAGCGGACCGAUGGCGACGUUGAGAGUCCCGCGUGCAAACAACAUGACACUGCCAGACGUGAACUGGCAGUCAACGGCGAACGAAACGAAAUAUUCAGCGCGUUGACGCAAGUGUGUGAACAUUUCAACCGUGUGUGGUAAUAUUCGUUUCAUCCAAAGAGAGUCUGCUGCCUGGGUUUUGGUUUUUUUUUUUUAAAUCACUUGGAAAUUAGAGAGGAGUAUAGACGUCGUGACCUUGUUGCCAAAUCGGGUGGAAAAUGUCUUUACUCUACACUCGGAGAAGACGCAGCCAAAGUUUUGGCAGUUUCGGUUCUUUCAAAGAACAAUUGGCGAUGGAGAAACCUGCCAAACCGGAAUUGAUCGAAGGUUACGCUCACAUCUGCUUCGAUGAGCUCGGGCUUUGGUUUCGCGGAAUUCUGUCCACACCCGACGGCCAAUCAUCGUACAACUUGUCGGGAAAAAGAACACAGCUCACGAUGACCGAAGAAAGGGAUGACGGAGGUGCUCCCGAUGUUAUCCGUGAUUUCCCGUCGCCACUGCGUACACCGAAUUCCGGAUCGGUGGAAAUGAGGUCGCCGGAAUUCAACAGCAUCACUUCUGGCUGCGUUAGCCGCCAAGACUCGAUCGAUAGCCGGACGGAGCGUGAACUUCAAUUCAUUCUGGAAGAAUUGCCCAAUACGAAACGUGACAUUAGUCCGCCUGCGCCUUACAGCCAAUCAGAGCCAGUUUCACGACCAGGAUCACCUCCCUCGACACAACAGAUCGUUCGAGCACUAGACAAUUUGCUUAUUUCGAGCCCUACGGUCUGCACCGUCAAUUCAUUUCCAUCCGACUACAACAACGCGUCGCCAAUGUCUCCCUUCCGCAGCCGGAGUGGCAGCCGCUCACAGAUGAACGUCGACACUGUUUCCGUAGUGUUUGACGUCACCGUUUCUGAUUUGGAAGAAGGAUCCCAACAUUGCAUUCGCAGCGUGUCCGGCCGCAAAGGAAACACUCUGACGCUGCGGAACAAACAACUCUGUUUCGUGACUGAACGAUCUUUUUGGGGUCAGCGAGCAGACAUGAUCAUUCAGAAACAAUUAGCGGCUCCCGACUUGGUUGGGCAGGGAUGUCACGUUUUUGCUGGUCCAAUGCGUUUCUAUUUUUACAAUAGUUUGACAUCGUCAGGAGCUUCCUCGUUGACCAAUUGGUGCUGGUAGAAGAAAAUCACUUUGGUGCCCCUCGAGAUCUGGUGAUGCGUGUUGACAGUUCAAUCUCUUUUGAGAUUGAUGUUGUUAAAGCUAAAGAUGAAAUUAUUCUAGAUAAAUUGAUGAAGAGCUUUGAUUUUUUUUGUUUGGUCGUGCGAGUUUCGACUCUGGGUUGACGAUUUUUGCAACUAAAUUGACCCUAUUGUUGUCCAUGUUAUUAUGAGAUUGUGUAUCUAAUAAUGUGAACGUGUAGAAAUAUUCCACUUUAUUAUUAUCUUUGUCUGGAGAAUGAAAGUGAGGGUUUCAAAUACAACCGUUUUGUUUCCGUCGCCCCUCUGGAAUAUUCGGUCAUGUCUAAAUAAGUUUGUUAACCUUGUUCUCUUUUCUUUAUCUUUUGAUCUUGAAUUUCAAUUGCAGACAAACACAUUUGGAUAUCACACGGACUUCAACAUUUCAUCUGCUGUAAAUAUCCGCAAUCACAAUAUUAACAAACUUACACAGACUUGCUAACUGGCUGUAAAUAUAAUAUGCCAUUCUCCUGAUAUUGAUAAUUUUAGGCUGGUCAUUGUCGUGUUUUUGUUGCAAUACACUUUAAUCUUCGUCA
Daphnia pulicaria is the source of this 2128-nucleotide messenger RNA. RefSeq lists its product as uncharacterized. The transcript is spliced from 2 exons. The coding region runs from base 595 to 1536 and encodes 313 amino acids. NCBI's taxonomy places the organism in Eukaryota, Metazoa, Arthropoda, Branchiopoda, Diplostraca, Daphniidae. The record is from RefSeq and is a predicted model, not a curated record.